Messenger RNA from Acanthochromis polyacanthus (spiny chromis), 1778 nucleotides. It is a transcript of the gene tmem33, whose product is annotated as transmembrane protein 33. NCBI's taxonomy places the organism in Eukaryota, Metazoa, Chordata, Actinopteri, Pomacentridae. Bases 110 to 856 code for a protein of 248 amino acids. Gene Ontology annotation, biological process: membrane organization; endoplasmic reticulum tubular network organization. The transcript has 8 exons. The record is from RefSeq and is a predicted model, not a curated record. Gene Ontology annotation, cellular component: endoplasmic reticulum; membrane.
GUAGGGUGAUCAUUUACUACAGUGGUGACCAGCAGCUGCCUGUCACUUUUAAUCUGGCACGGAACGAAAUUGUUCGACGCUGUAGCACUGAACACCCCACACUCCAAAGAUGGCAGAUGCAAACCAACAAAAUCCUCCUCCCCAGGCGGGACCUGUGCAAUUUUUAAUGAGCAACAAGCUGGAGACUGCAAUGUGGCUUUCACGACUCUUCACUGUCUACUGCUCUAUAAUGUUUAUUUUACCAAUCUUGGGACCCUAUGCAGCAGCUAACUUCUAUCAGAGAGCCUUGUUAGCAAAUGCCCUCACUAGUGCCCUUCGCUUACACCAGAGGCUUCCACGCUUCCAGCUGAGCAGAGCUUUCCUAGCCCAGGCUCUGCAGGAGGACAGCUGCCAUUAUCUCCUCUACUCCCUCAUCCUGGUCAACUCCUACCCCAUCACAAUGAGCAUCUUCCCAGUUUUCCUCUUCUCUUUGCUUCAUGCGACUACCUACACAAAGAAAGUCCUUGAUUCUGUGGGCCCGAGCAGCCUGAUGUUUGUUAGGAACCUGCUGGACAAACUAACAACUAAUCAGCAGAACAUCCUGAAGUUUAUUGCCUGUAAUGAGAUCUUCUUGAUGCCAGCGACUGUUUUCAUGCUCUUCAGCGGCCAGGGGAGCUUGUUGCUGCCUUUCAUUUACUACCGAUUCCUCACUCUCCGUUACACGUCCAGAAGAAACCCAUACUGCCGCACCUUGUUCACUGAGCUGCGAAUUCUUCUGGAGCACUUCAUCAUGAAGCCUGCCUGUCCCGCCUUCUUCAGGAGGAUGUGCCUCAGCAGUAUCGCCUUCAUCAGCCGUCUCGCCCCCACAGGGGUCUGAUUACGUAGAAAGCUUUGUGUCUUUUCAUGUUUUGUUUUUCCAACAAUGUAAGAUGUGACUUAAACUAUGAUGGGGACAGAUAUUGCCAUCAACGGAAGGAACUGUUUUUUGAAUGUCACCUUUGCAGUCUGUGCUCCAACUUUUCUGUAUAUUUGAGUACAGUUGAAGACCAGCCGGUAAUGAACUGAAGUAUCACGGUGAUUUUUUUGUUUUCCCAUCUUCUUAAUGUGACCUCUUCCAAGCGAUGGACACCCUCUUGCUUUGUUACACUCACUGAAUGGAACACGGUAGACAUCAGCCGUGUUCCUGUGUAUCGGCUGUCAUUGUUCUUUCCUUCUAUGUCAUUAUUUAUUCAUGAAAAUUGCUUAUUCUGUGACGAAACAUUAACAUUCUGAGAUUAGUAACUUAAUGAAAAUGUGCUUAUACAUAACUGAUAAUGUCCUUUCUUUGAAUAAUCAUGUUGUACUUUUACUUUGCUUUGCCAUUUCUACCUUCUUAUUUCUUAUGUCUAAUGCCUAAUUUAAAAUGUACUCCUUCAAUGCCAUCAACUCACCUGUUUAACAACAAGCAAAAUCUAUGUAGCUAUGAUGUCAAGAUGGGUGUUGGAACGAGAAGCGGAAUAUCUGCUGUAUUUUAUAGAUUAUCUUAAGGUACCAGACAUUUUUGCUGUAGGAUUCAUAUUUUAAAUGAUUUGCACAAUGCAUGUCAUGUUUUUGGAUGCAUCCUGACGCCGUUUCUCAGUUUAAGCACUGUUUCGAAUUUGCUUCAUUCAUUCAUGUGUUGCUAAAGAUACUUCUGGCUUAUUGCAUGUUCUGAUUUAUGUUAUGUUAAAUGUGUUUAUUUGCCUACAGACAAACCACAUUUUUAUGAAAAGAUUAAAGUUAUCUCUUAAUUAAAACAAUAAAAUAUCAAAGAACAGUUA